Messenger RNA from Cololabis saira (Pacific saury), 1089 nucleotides. Its product is annotated as C-X-C motif chemokine 10-like. The record is from RefSeq and is a predicted model, not a curated record. The transcript has 4 exons. Gene Ontology annotation, molecular function: CXCR chemokine receptor binding; chemokine activity. NCBI's taxonomy places the organism in Eukaryota, Metazoa, Chordata, Actinopteri, Beloniformes, Belonidae. Gene Ontology annotation, cellular component: extracellular region. Bases 53 to 445 code for a protein of 130 amino acids. Gene Ontology annotation, biological process: chemokine-mediated signaling pathway; neutrophil chemotaxis; antimicrobial humoral immune response mediated by antimicrobial peptide.
GAGCGACAGCAGACUGCGUGGAGUGAGAGCCGGAGCGUCUGCAGCCACAACCAUGAAUCCAGUCAUCACCUUCUUCCUCACCUGCCUGCUGCUCCUCUGUGCUCAAGGGCUGCCACUCAGCAGAUCUCACAAAUGCAAUUGUUCCAGCGGCUACGUGAAGAAGAUCAACCCAAAGCUCAUCCAGGGAGAACCGCAGAUCCUCCAUCCCAGCGUCUUCUGUCCACGGACCGAGAUCAUUGUCACAAUCAGAGGAAACCAGGAGAAAUGUCUGGAUCCAGAGUCGCUAUUGGGAAAACAGAUUCUGAACAGAUACAUGAAGAGGAGAGCUGGGAGCAGCACCACCACCACCAGCACCACCACCACCACCACCACCACCACACCUCAUCCCACCACUGGACACCACACCACUGCCCCCAACUCAACGUCCAUCACAACAGUGCUGUAGCCAGCUGUAAGAUCCUCUCCACUCCACAUGAUUCUGCACAGGAUGUGCAUGAAGAGCAGCAGCUGGGGAUGUUUCAGACGGCUACAGCUUCUGUCUUCUCCAGAGGGCACCUGGGAGCACCACCACCUCCACCACCCCUUCUAGCACACACUACCUCCACAAACUCCACCACGUCCACGUGGAACACGCUGUGGUCCACAGUCCACUCCGCCAAUGUUUCCAUGGCUAAACUAAACUGGCCAGAGGCGUUUCAAACGCAUAAACUGAACUGCUGCAGUAAGAAAACAUCAAGGUCAACAGGAGUUGAAACGUUUGUUUGCUGCAAAUAUCAUUACCUAUGUGCACUAAAUAUCAUGUAAAUAAUGUACAGUUUUUAUGAACACUUAAAAUAAAAAAUAAAGCUCUUAUUGUGAGAACAUUACGUUUCAUGUGGGGACAACGUUCUGUGGUAAAGUCACGUGGCUCCGAGUUCAACGUGUGGGAGAAAUUUCAGAGUGAGCAAAUGCUGGAUAAUAUAUGAUAAUAUAUAUAUGGCUGUUAUUUUAUGGCAGGCGUGACAGGUGGGGCUGUUUCUAAGACUCUUUAACGUGGGUAAAUGUAAAUGUAUAAAUGUAUAUACACAUUUUGAUGCUAAUAAAACUCCA